AUGCCUCCAUUAAUACGUCCACCGUUACCACGGCCACCACCACCACUACCGGUUGCUCCGUCGGAAGGUCUGUUCCCUGACUUGAUGCGCCGUGUUGUGCCACCACCAGUGCCCCGAUUUGGUCCGUUUCGAGGAGCACAUUCGGCCAGUUUGAAUCACCUGCAUCACUAUAUGUGGCAUAAACCCGGUAAAUUGGUGCUCAAUCCGAGUGGGCUGAUGGAAAAGUUAUCCUCGAUUGCAUAUGAAUUGGAAGAUGAAGACUCCAUUCCUUUGAUGGUUGAAGAAAUUAAGUCCAACAAACCGGCUGCCUCCAUCACUGUGUUAGACGAGAUGCACAACAAAUCGGAGUUGAUUCAUCUGCUUCUCAAGCUUCUCAAAUCGACCUCGGUGAAAAACAAACCGAAAAUAAAGCGUCGCCUCCAACUGCCAAAGUCCAUCAUCCUUUCUCAGCCGGCAACGGAGACUACCACGACUAUAACACAACCGGCAAGUUGUACCUGUGCACAGCCAAGUGCUGAUACAGGAGGCACUCCUCGAUCAGCGUUCCCGACACAACCGGCCUCAUUUUCUAUGCCGAAUCCACAACCAACCGCUGAUACAGGAGUUAAUCCCCAAUCAACGUUCCCAACACAACCAGGGGCAUUCCCUAUGCCGAAUCCUCAACCGACCGCCGAGACUGGAGGUAAUCCUCGAUCGACAUUCCCCACACAGCCAGCUUCAUUUCCCAUGCCUAGUCCCCAGCCAGUCUCACCUGCUUUACCUAAUCCUAUGGCACCAGUAGCUCCAACACCGAGCUCACUUCCAUCGACGGAAUCUCGCUCGUCUCUGACUAACGAAUUGAUUCAGUUGAUGAACACACUACAGCAGCAGCAGGAACAACAACGACAGCAAUUGCAACAACAGCAACAACUUCAACAACAACAUCAAGAUUUGCUAGAACAACAACGCAGUCAACUCAGCCAGCAGCUACAACAACUGCAACAACAGGAGCAACAAAUGCAAACCCCAACUGCAGUGGCGGUUCAACCCGCGUCUUUUCCUCAGUCAAUGACGGGGCAAGGUAGAGCAGUUUUCCCAGCGACUGAAUUUCAACCCCAGUUCCCUGCUAUGCAACCCAUGCAGAUACCCCAGACUGUCCAACCACAAGUUCAACCACAACUUCCGCAGCAACAGCAGCAACAACAACAGCUUCCGGCCGGACAGACAGCAUCUCAACAAAACCAGCAGCAAGAGUCAACCACCAUCAUUUCAGUCGUGCCACGAACUUUGCUAACUCUGUCCACCGAAGACGACGGUGGCUAUGGUGGACACAAUGGCUACGGUUUGAUGGAUAAAGUAACCGGUUCAGCAGGCUUCUAUGACUUAUAUCCUGCACAAGAAGUUGAUAUUAUUACUAAUGAUGAUGAUGAUGAUGACGAUGAUGAUGAUGAUGAUAAUGAUGAUGAUGAUGAUGAUGAUGACGAUGAUGAUUCGGAUGAUGAUGAUGAUGAUUCGGAUGAUGAUGAUGAUUAA
This is a messenger RNA of Echinostoma caproni, 1512 nucleotides long. The record is from the annotation of a GenBank genome assembly. Lineage: Eukaryota; Metazoa; Platyhelminthes; Trematoda; Plagiorchiida; Echinostomatidae.